AUGGCCACGAAUGACUGCGAGCUUCCAGUCGAGGUAGCAGAGGUAAACAUUGGCGGCGUCCCGGGCUGCAGUGCCUUCGGCUUUGAGGUACUCGACUGCCGGUUGCCCUUCACCGUGGCUCCGCAUGAAAGCGUUGCAGUCUCCGUAUCCUUCACUCCAGAAGUUGUGGCCUCGCGAUGGGCCCGGAAUCUUCGCUUUCUCAGCUCAUCAGGCAGACCUGUGUUGCAGGUUCCGCUGCGAGUAAAUCUUUCUCCAGAGCUGCUUCCCAUGCUGAGCGAUUUGCCAACGUCACUCCAAAUAUUGGGAGAUCAGACAGAGGCAUCUGUUCGAAGAGCGGUUGUUGGCACAGCGUUUGCUGUGCUGCUGCUCAUGUUUGUAGUUGUGGCGAUGGACGGCUUCCGAGCACUCAGAUCACCAUCGCCAGGACAGCUCACCAGCAAGUUGUUCAACGGCUCAUCCGGUGCUGAUGCAUAUGCUUCGCCCGCAGCUAGAGUCGGCGAUGUCAUCUCCAUGCUCUCCUGGACAAGUGUGGAUGCCUUUACCGGCGUCGAGGACAAGGAGCCUGUGCAACGGGCACAUGUGCAAGAAGAGCCGUCACCACCUCCAGCGCAAGCACAGCAAGGACAGCCAUCACAGCAGCAGCGGGCCCAGCAACAAAGCGAAGCAUCGCAAGCAUCGCAGCAAGAUCAGCUCAAGGAGCAACAGCAGCAGCUUCAGCAACAGCUUCAGCAGCUGCAGCAGCUCCAACAGCUGCAACAGCAGCAUUUGCAGCAGCAGCUGCAGCAGCGUGUCCCGCAAGAAGCCCCGCCAGCAAAAGCAGCGGCAAAGAAUCAGCCACAGGCGAAGGCUCAGGCUCAUACGCCAAAGAGUCAGCCUCAGGCUCAAGUCAAACAGCCAGCUAAGCAACCUCAGAAGGAGGGCAAAGGCCAAGCAAAGGAAAGCGUGCCCUCUCCCACAGUGCCCAAGAGCUCACCUCCUGCCCCGAGCAUGCCAGCAAAGGCUUCGUCACCAACGCAGCCUGCGCAGAGUGCGAAUGGUGACAGGCGACCUUCUCAGUCGCAGCAAGCGCAGAAAGAAGAGCCAAAGCCGAAGAAGAAGGCCAAAGCCGCGCCGGCGAGUCAAGCGCAGCCCGCUCAAACACAUCCUCAAGCGGCAUCUUCCUCAGCACCCCGCGUUCAAACCACCCCAGCCCGGCGUCGCGAUGAGGAGCGCGCAGCUGAAGAGCGCCGGCGUGAGGAGGAGCGCCGCCAGGAGGAGGCAAAGCGCGAGAAGCGAGCCCAAGAAGAAGCUGCAAAGAAGAAGGAGAGAGAGAAGGAGUCGAAGAAUAAGCGGACUGAACCACAACAGGAGAGAGGCCCCGCAACAAAGGCUCCCCCGAGCCAGCCCCCAUCAAUGCCCCCAGCCCCACCACCCCCAGCUCAGGCGGCAAAGCCAGCACCAGCUCAACCUCCCUCGCAACCACCAACGGCUCCCCCAGCAGCACCACCUGUACAGACCCAGCCACAACCACCCGCAGUUCCCUUGAAUUCUGUGAAUUCUGUUUGGAUGGACAACAAGUCUCCAAGUGAUUUCAUGAGCCAACCAAGCGGCAUGAUGCAGGAAGAAUCCGCGUCCAUGCCGCUUCCCCCACCACCUUCCAUUCCACCACCACCUGCACCCAGCAAGGCGGCACCCAUCAAGCCGAAGGCCAUCAGUCCCAUGAGCACCGUACCAGCACACGAGAUGGGCGAAUCAAGAAGCGUGCGAGCACCUCCAGGUAUUGAUCUCGGGCUCUUGCUCACUGGCCCUGCUCCCGGUCUGUCUCCCCAGCCUGUGAGGCCCCCACCUGGCAUUGGUAACCCUUACGCCUCCAAUGAUCCUGGCAGCUUGGCUCCAGCGGAGGCUGCGGCAGUCUCUGCCGUGCAGGGCCUUGGGACAGACAGCUUCUUUGGUGCCCCGGGGCUGGACUUUGGAAGCCUUGGUGCCAUUGGCCUCCCACCUGGCAUUGCACCAGGCAUCCCGAAGCAGCCUCAACCUCGGCUGCAGCAGCCAGGCUCCAGUUCAGGGAUGCAGGAGUUCUUCGACUCAUCCCUGGACCGCUUGGGCAUGUUCAACGAGCCUGGAGCCAACUCCUCCCUCUUCUCUUCACCCUUCGGCAUGUUCGGCCCGAUCGGCGGUGGUUGCCUUAGUCGUCACACCUGUUCAAUAGACUAG
This is a messenger RNA of Symbiodinium pilosum, 2193 nucleotides long. The record is from the annotation of a GenBank genome assembly. NCBI's taxonomy places the organism in Eukaryota, Dinophyceae, Suessiales, Symbiodiniaceae.